Molecule: messenger RNA, 1026 nt
Organism: Filobasidium floriforme
Lineage: Eukaryota; Fungi; Basidiomycota; Tremellomycetes; Filobasidiales; Filobasidiaceae
Exons: 4
Coding region: 52-681 (209 amino acids)
Source: RefSeq, a predicted model, not a curated record
CGAUCCGGCCCCAUACCGUCUGACCCGCUAAGGCUCUUGCAAGUAGCGGAGAUGACCAGGAUACAUGAAGCCUAUCGCCAAUACUGGCUAGUCGACCACGCCCACAAGUUUGCGCCGGGCUCAUUUCGACUCCUCUCGACACAUAGUGCGAUCUUGAACUGCGAUAACAGUUACGCUCGACAUGUUCAGGAAGGUAGCGAUGCUUCGAAGGACGACUGGAUCGAUGCGUGUCUGCUGGCCUUGUCGAACGUUGCCGAGCUCUCGGAGAAGAAUGACCUGGAAUACUGGUGCGUUUCCGCCUUUACCCAUAUCUCUAGAUUCGGGACUAUGAUCUACGCGGCCGUGCCGUUCUGCGAUCGCCAACAAUCGACACGGACCAUCGAGCUCAUCGACGCCAUGUGUCAAGCGGGAGCUUCGAAUAAGCAUAUCUCUGUAGGGGAUACCUGGAGUACCUUGCUGGUAUACUACAGUCGCCUGCGCGCCUAUGUGUAUCAACACCUCGAGAGCAUGAACGACACAGCAGAGUCGACUCGAGAGAUGACAGGCGAUGAAAUGCAUGCUUCUCGUAUGGAGAAUGUUGCGCCAUUCGAUGCUUCGCCUGAACGGUUUGAUCCGACGGAUCCUCUCUGGCUCUAUCUACAAACAGAUGGCAUCGAGGACGAUCUUUACGCUUGGAUGUGAGCUCGAUACCAGAGAACACAGGUCACAUGCCUACGAAAAUUUCAUGCAAUGAUAUCGCGUGACAGCGGAAUCGCCAAAGCGAAAGCUCAAGGCAUAUCGCGUCUCGCACAAUUUGCCGCUCAAAACCCGUGGGAAGGUCGCCUCUAUCACGAGCUUUAAUCUUCGUCUCCGUCAACGAGACCUAUACUAUUUAUCCUCGACUUGGAUCGAGCCUAGCUCUGGUCUCGAAUCUCGGAUCUCAGAUCUUAAAUCUUUGAUCCAGGCCAAGCGAACAAAACAGGUACCUUCUCCCUAUACUCGCUCCACGCUCGAUCGUCCCCAAACUUGUCUAGCGCGAUCUGUUCC